Molecule: messenger RNA, 666 nt
Organism: Helianthus annuus (common sunflower)
Lineage: Eukaryota; Viridiplantae; Streptophyta; Magnoliopsida; Asterales; Asteraceae
Product: proline-rich receptor-like protein kinase PERK9
Exons: 1
Coding region: 1-666 (221 amino acids)
Source: RefSeq, a predicted model, not a curated record
AUGGAUCUUGUUGACCCGGAGCCUGUUGUGGCCCCAGAGCCUUUAGCUGCUCCUGACCCUGCAUUAGAGCAUGACCCUGUUCAAGAUGAUGCACCAGCCAUUGCACCCUUUGUUGAUGAUGUACCCGUUGCUGACGUUCCUGUUGAUGCUCCACUCUUGAUAGAGGAUCCUGUUGUUGCACCAUUUCCUGAUCCUGUGCCGGUGAUGUUUGACCGUGCACCUUUUUCUACUCAUGUAGAUCCACGUUACGCCGACACCCGUAACGGGUGGAUCGAUGACGAUGACGAUUAUCCACCAUUUGUGUUCCCUGUUACACCCCCAGUAGCACAUGUGUCUGCACCCACUGAUGUUCCUUUGUUUCCCCCACACACCACGGAUGUUCACUGCACUGAUCUACCUAUCACGUUUCUUCAGGACAUACCGCCGCCGCGUCCUGGAGAGGGGUCAUCUAGGCAGCCGCCUGUUCCUGUUCCACCCAUGCUGUCAUCACCUUUACCGUUCACAUCACAGUUUCCUUCUGUUGCACCACCUACUGCACCAUCGUUCAUGCCAUCGAGCGAGCCAUUCUUAUGGACUACGCCCCCUAUCAUGCCACUGUCUGACCCGUACCACCCGUACCAUGUUGGGUACUCUAUGGAGGACAUCCUUAAAUCCUUGAUGAUAUAG